UUUUAGUCUAGAUCACAUCAGUUCCAUUUGUGCGUAGGUUUUACACUCAUUAGUCAGCUGUAAGGGGCAACAUCAGCGUAGGCGAAGAGACCACUUACCAAGAACCACCAAGACAGGGAGGGUCUACUCUGACUGACAGACGCGUCAACCAAUGACAUCUCUGCGCUCUAUUCUCUCUCCGCUUUCCCGGAUCUCCUCCAUUCCAUUGGUGUCGUCUAUCACAGGCAAGAGAGCAGCAACAGAAGACAAAAACGCAACCGCCGAGGUCACCCCGGACCCAGAAACGAGUCAUGACGUCGACCAACGUUCUGGCGAUGAAAAGCCGAUGACUCAGCGUGUAGUGAAGAGUUCUGUAAACGGAGAGACGCUGAAACAGGCACGACACGUAGUGCUUGCGCUGAAGGAGGCGAAAUCUGCGACUUCCAGGCUGCACAGGCUUGAGAAACUUAUUGAUUUUGUGUGGAGAAUGCCUGAAAUGAGAGGGGUGAUGGUGGAGCAGGGCGUUGUUGCUGUGCUUUUGGGUUUGAGAGAGAGGAGCAAGGAUAGGACGAUCAGUGGGUGUGCGAGGCAGGCUUUGGCUAUGAUGGGAUACCAGGAUCCGUGUAAAGGGUAUGGCGUACGGAUAUUGUCAAUAGAUGGUGGAGGUUCUAGAGGUGUCGUUGCUGUUGAAUCUUUGAAGGCUAUUGAGCAAGCGACAGGGAAACCUAUUUAUGAAUUGUUUGAUCUAAUCUGUGGUUCAAGUACUGGAGCAAUCCUUUCGUUCCUACUCAGCUUUCGGUACUUGCCAUUGAACGUGUGUAAUGACAUUUACCGAUCAAUCAGUUUGGAAACAUUCAAACAAAACAGUAUCGUUGGACGAGGCAAACUGUUUAUGAAUUAUUCGUAUUAUGAUACGCAGGCAUGGGAGAUGACAUUGAGAGAAAAUUGUGGAGAUCACGAGACAAUGAUCCACACUGCAAGAAACGCUAAAACACCAAAAGUGAUUGCUGUUUCUAGUUUGGUUAAUCGUCCCAUUUUGAGACCGUAUCUGUUUCGAAAUUAUGAGUACUUUCCUGGCACGGCUGCUUUCUAUCCCGGAAGCUACACACACAAAUUGUGGGAGGUGUUGAGAGCGUCGACAGCGGCACCUGGAUACUUUGAAGAAUGUGUUUUAGAGGACAACAUUUAUAAUGAUGGUGGCAUGCUGACGAAUAAUCCUUCAGCAGUCGCUUUGCACGAAGCAAAAUGUUUAUGGGGAUCACAGAUUCCCGUCCAGUGCCUCAUUUCACUUGGCACCGGACGGAGACCAGAAACGGAUCCAGAAACAAAGAGCAAGAGCUGGUGGCUAAAAAACUGGCAAGAAAGACUGACACAAUUGAUAACAAGUGCGACUGAUACCGAAGCUGUCGACACCGUUUUACGUGAUCUACUCCCCAAUGGUGUGUACUUUCGUUUCAAUCCGACAUUGUCUGAGAACAUUGCUUUGGACGAGAAUCGAGUCGAGAAGCUGGAUAUGAUGCAGAGAGACACGGUUGCGUACGUGGAAGCUAACAAGAGUAAACUGGAGAGGGCGGCUACUCAAUUGUUGUUGCCUCGCAAACGACAUCAGAAGGCCAUAGAUCGGAUGCUGAUGUGGAAAGCGAUGUUGUAAAUGAGUGAAACUCGUCUGAGAUAGUGUUUCAUGUUGGUCUGCUUGUAUGUAGUAUACAGCAAUAUUGACAGAAUUUCGUAGUUAUAGAUGUACUGUACAUGAAGGUUGAUUUGCUAAUAUAUUUGUUACUUUUUAAUUAACAAUUGUAUGUCGAGAUGAUAGUAUAAAUGGGAGGUUUGGUGAGAGAUCAGGAAGUAAGUAGAGUGUUAGGUAUGUCACCGA
Corticium candelabrum is the source of this 1852-nucleotide messenger RNA. Its product is annotated as calcium-independent phospholipase A2-gamma-like. Gene Ontology annotation, biological process: arachidonate metabolic process. Bases 152 to 1630 code for a protein of 492 amino acids. Lineage: Eukaryota; Metazoa; Porifera; Homoscleromorpha; Homosclerophorida; Plakinidae. The record is from RefSeq and is a predicted model, not a curated record. Gene Ontology annotation, cellular component: membrane. The transcript is spliced from 7 exons.